This is a messenger RNA of Morone saxatilis (striped sea-bass), 997 nucleotides long. Its product is annotated as trace amine-associated receptor 13c-like. Gene Ontology annotation, molecular function: trace-amine receptor activity. The transcript has a single exon. NCBI's taxonomy places the organism in Eukaryota, Metazoa, Chordata, Actinopteri, Moronidae. Bases 11 to 997 code for a protein of 328 amino acids. The record is from RefSeq and is a predicted model, not a curated record. Gene Ontology annotation, cellular component: membrane. Gene Ontology annotation, biological process: G protein-coupled receptor signaling pathway.
CUCCUCCCUGAUGGAUGGCACUGGGGGCCCUCCGCUCUGCUUCCCCAACAUCAACUCCUCCUGCAGGCGGCUGCUGCGUCCCCACUCUGAGACUGCAGUCCUCUACACCCUGCUGUACUGCAUCACUCUGCUCACUGUGACACUCAACCUGCUGGUCGUCAUCUCCAUCUCCCACUUCCGGCAGCUCCACACCCCGACCAACGCCCUGCUCCUCUCGCUGGCUGUGUCCGACCUGGUGGUGGGGCUGCUGGUGAUGCCCAUCGAGGGCCUGCGCUACGUGGAGACGUGCUGGCUGCUGGGGAGGCUGAUGUGUGCUCUGACUCCUUAUGUUUCUUACUGUCUGCUCUCUGCCUCUUUGGGCCACAUGGUGCUCAUAUCCAUAGACCGCUAUCUGGCUAUCUGUGACCCACUGCUGUAUUCCUCUAAGAUCACCCUGACUGAUGUUAAAAUCUUAAUCUGUCUUUGUUGGGCCUGUUCUCUUCUCUACAACGGGUGUAUUCUGAUGGGACACUUAGGGCGUCCGGACAGGUUCAGCUCCUGCCACGGGGAGUGUGUGGUGGUCAUCAGCCACAUCUCAGGAAUUGUUGACCUCUUUAUCACCUUUGUGGGGCCUUGCACUGUCAUGGUUGUUCUCUAUUUGAGGGUGUUUGUGGUUGCUGUUUCUCAGGUGCGUGUCAUUCGGUUGCAGACGGCUGCUACCGCUGUCUCUGCAGCUCCAACCGCUAAAAAAUCAGAGAGGAAGGCAGCCAGGACUCUUGGGCUUGUGAUAGCUGUGUUUUUAAUGUGCUUCUGCCCGUAUUACUAUCCCGCUUUUGCAGGUGAGGACACCUCCACUAGCUUGUCAUAUUAUGCCCUGUUGUCUUGGAUAAUGCUGUUGAACUCCUGUGUGAACCCUCUGAUUUAUGCUCUGUUCUACCCCUGGUUCAGGAAAGCUAUCCAACUCAUCUUCACCCUCAGAAUACUGCAGCCUCACUCCCGGGAGGUCAAAGUGCUGUAA